This is a messenger RNA of Nerophis lumbriciformis (worm pipefish), 2451 nucleotides long. RefSeq names its product proton myo-inositol cotransporter-like. Gene Ontology annotation, molecular function: myo-inositol:proton symporter activity. Gene Ontology annotation, cellular component: apical plasma membrane. The record is from RefSeq and is a predicted model, not a curated record. Lineage: Eukaryota; Metazoa; Chordata; Actinopteri; Syngnathiformes; Syngnathidae. Gene Ontology annotation, biological process: myo-inositol transport; transmembrane transport.
AUGUUCAGCAGACAGGAUAAGCCCAGCCUGAAGCACCCGAGGAGCGUCAUCAUCAUGAGCAUCACAAAGAAUCGCAAAGGAGGAGAGGACGACGGAGAGCGCCGCCUCAUCGGGUCGCCGUCGAGGAACGCCGCCGCGCCCGUCGGGACGUUUGUCUACGUGCUGGCCUUUUUUUCGGGCUUAGGGGGGUUCCUCUUUGGCUACGACACCGGGGUGGUGUCGGGGGCCUUGCUGCUCCUGAAGAGGGAGAUGAACUUGAACACCCUCUGGCAGGAGCUGGUGGUCUCCAGCACCGUGGGGGCGGCGGCCGUUUCCAGCCUGAGCGGGGGCUACCUGAACGGGCUGCUGGGGCGCAGGAAAUGCACCCUGGUGGCCAGCUUCAUCUUCACCAUUGGCGGGUUCAUCAUGACGUUUGCGCCGAACAAGGAGGUCCUUCUGGUGGGCAGGAUUAUCAUCGGCCUUGGGAUUGGCGUCGGCUCCAUGACGCUGCCCGUGUACAUCGCUGAGGUUUCGCCGCCACACAUGCGGGGCCAGCUCGUCACCGUCAUCACCGUCCUCAUCACGGCCGGCCAGUUCAGCGCCAACGUGGUGGACGGCGCUUUCAGCUACAUGAAACGCGACGGCUGGAGGUACAUGCUGGGUCUGUCGGUGGUGCCGGCCAUAGGGCAGUUUGUGGGCUUCCUCUUCCUGCCCGAGAGCCCCCGCUGGCUCCUCCAGAAGGGCAGACACCAGGAGGCCCGCCGGGUCCUGAGCCGGAUCCGAGGCUGCCAGGAUGUGGACGAGGAGUACGACUACAUCCAGAGCAGCAUCGAGGAGGAGGAGAAGGGAGCGAAAGACGGCGAGGUCAUCUUCUUUCGCAUCCUCCGCCACGGACCCACCCGCAGGGCUCUGAUCGUGGGCUGUGGCCUGCAGAUGUUCCAGCAGCUGACGGGGAUCAACACGGUCAUGUACUACAGCGCCACCAUUCUGCAGAUGUCGGGCGUGCGCGACGAGAGGCAGGCCAUCUGGUUGUCCGCCGUGACCUCAGGGACCAACUUCGUAUGCACCUCGCUCAGCAUCUGGCUGGUUGACCGAGUGGGACGCAGGAAGCUGACGUUGGCCAGCAUCACGGGUACCACUCUGAGUCUGUCCGUGUUGUCAAUCGGCUUCCUGCUGUCGGCGCAGAACUCUCCGGCUGUGACGCUGCGGCCGCUCGACUCCCACAACUCAUCCUGCACGUCGUACAGGACCUGCUCCGACUGCAUGUUGAACCCCGCUUGUGGAUUUUGCUAUCGCCAGAACAGCAGCGACAUAUUUGACUCCACCUGCCUUCCCGCCAACCCCACGUCUAGCGACCACUCAGCAUGGGGACGGUCGGUUAUUUACUUCCUGUUUGUGUCUGUGACCGCCCUGGUCCUCAUUAAUGCAAUGUUCCUCAUGCAGGUGCUUCAACCAGACGGAUGCGCCAGAGAGUCCAAUCUGGGCUUACAACUACUGUCCGACUUUAUACUCCUGGGUGGUCCUGGCAGGCCUCCUCCUCUACCUGAUGUCUUUUGCUCCAGGAAUGGGUCCCAUGCCGUGGACCAUCAACUCCGAGAUCUACCCACUCUGGGCCCGCAGCACUGGCAACGCCUGCUCGGCUGGCAUCAACUGGAUCUUCAACGUCAUCCUGUCGCUCACCUUCCUCCAUGUCGCGGAGCUGCUCACCUAUCAAGGCAUCUUCUUCCUGUACACGGGCUUCACGGUGCUGGGCUUCCUCUUCAUCCUGUGCUGCCUGCCGGAGACGAAGGGCCUGCAGCUGGAGGACAUCGAGAACCUGUUCAUGGGCCCGCUGUGCUCCUGCGGGGACGGCUUAAACUUCAAGAACCAGAACAUCCAGUACACCCGGAAACACCCGGACUUGAUCCCAGCCGACUACGGAUCGACGGGCUCAGACAUGGGCAUAGCGUACAUCACUGUAAGUACUGCAUACUCCUCAAACUGUCAGCGGACCUCGGCAAAAGUUCCAUUUUUAAAGCUUUUUAUUGUUAAUGCUAAAUGGGUUUUUUUUUAACGUGUAACCUUCUUUAUUUCCACAGCUGAAGUGAGCAACUAAAUGUAUUUUCUCCUCUGCAUUGUCUGCUCUCCAGAUGUACUCAAAACAGUCCUAUUUAUUUCAAUAUGAGGAUUACAUAUACAGUCAGUCAACAGAUUCAUAUUUAUGCAUAUUAUUCAAUACUGGGUGGCUACAGAGAAUAUAUAUGGAUUAUUGGAGAUUGUUUUGCACAAAGUUUGGAUAUAUUCUGGUAGUUCUGGUUUUACAAUGGGUUUGUUUUAAUUGUAUUGACCAUUUUAAUCAUGUUUACAUAUCAUAACCGUGCCUCAAAUUGCUUGAAUACACAACCAAAAGUUGUAUAUAUCUGGUUAAAAAAAACAAUAUAUGUAUAUAUAUAUAUAUAUGUAUGUAUGUAAUAAAACAUUUUCAAUGUCUGA